GAUCUGUCAGCCGUAUCCUAUGUUGCAUCCGAUUUCUGUGAGUUGUGUGAUGGAUGUGAAUUGAACUAUGGAGGAGGAGUCAAUGUCAGGGCACAGCUGUUCUGAGGACGAUAUCAGUGUUGGGCGACCGUCGCCGGCUCCGUCGCGUUCGCCGUCACCCCAGGACUAUUUCCGGCCUUUGAAACGGUUGAAGAUGGCCUCCGAGCCGGUCGAGGAGAGGCGCGGCGAUGGUGUGAAAAGUUUUUCGAUUCUGGACAUUUUGUCGCACAGUCCGCGGACUCCGCCGCGUAUUGUCAGGCCGUGGGAUGCGUCGGGGUUCGAGCGCUUGCAGCGGUUGCAGCGUUUAGCUGGCGCGGCCUUGCUGGACGGAGAGAGAUGGCGUUUAGCAGCGCUAGGUCUUUUACGACCGAGAGAAUUGCCAGCUGAAUGCUGCGAUUCAGCGUCGGAAAGGUCUUCUUCAGCGUCUGAUUGCUGUUCGGAGCCUCGGCGGCCUCCGCAGCAGGGUUCUGCUGCCCAUACGCCUCUAGAUGCCCUUUUCCACAUGACCAGCAAAACAUUUGAAGCCAACAGUCCUGACAAUGGAGAUGCUCAGUCAAAUCACCUGAACCUCUUCAACUCGAGGCCCCAACCGAAAAAGAAACGAAAGUCCAGAACGGCAUUCACAAACCAUCAGAUCUUUGAGCUGGAGAAACGGUUUCUAUAUCAAAAAUAUUUAUCUCCGGCCGAUCGUGAUGAGAUAGCCAGCUCUCUCGGUCUCUCCAAUGCUCAAGUGAUCACCUGGUUCCAAAAUAGACGAGCGAAGUUGAAACGUGACAUGGAGGAGCUGAAAAAAGACGUAGAAAGCGCUAAAGUCCUUUCAGCUCACAAGAGUUUCCUCGAGAAUGUGACAGACUUGGGCAUUUUAAAGAAGAAAGCUAUGAGCAUAGGGGCAAGUGAAGAAGCAGCGACGAAUUUAGUUGUGAGCGCGUCUAAAUGAAACGAGGCGGCGCGUUCUAUCGCGCCAGACGUCUAUGACAGGCGUUUACUCGAUUUUUAAAAAUCGAAUCGAACUAUUUAAUUGUCGAUAGAACUUUAUCGAAUGUGCUUCGAACUAGUGUUUUUUAUUUAAUAUGUAUAUAAUUAGACGCUGUACAAAUGAGUAUAAAUGUGAUUUAUUUAAGUACUUAAUAGAGAUACUUAAUUUAUUUAUUAAAUCUGGCGUUAAGAUCGCAAUACAACAAUAUAAUAUAAUUUAAUUUAUUAACAGUUUUUCAUUUUUAAAUCAAUGAUAUCCCAUAUACGAACUUUUACGUUACUUGUCGUGGGCUUUAAAAAUAUUUAUAAACAAAAUAACUGCGUUAACAGUCCUUAUAUUACGACCAAGUUGUAGAACAUUCCUCGCUUUAAAUAUUACUCCAGAGGCUCAUUUAGGUCGUUAUUCUGAAUUUAAACCCAGAUUUCAACUUAUAUUGGUUAAAAUCUAUCCGAAUAAUCUAACUUCAAAAUCAAAUCAAAAUUGAUUUUAAACACACUGGUACUCUUAUCAUCGUCAAUAUUUAAAAAAAUAGAUGAGUUAUUUCCAAAUUUCACAAAAUAAUCACAUUAUAUUAACAAUUAUAAAAGAAAGAUUUCAAUAACAAAUUACAUGUAUUUCAAAAGUCGUGUUUUGUUUGAUAAGUCGAGGUUUGUUUAUAAAUCCUGGAAAAGGUGAAAUUUUCGAAUCUAUUCGUAAAUUAUUGUUUUCAUUUUGGAUCGCUCGUGUAUAAGAUAUGCGCAUGGUACUUUAUUAUGAAUUAUUCUUGGGAUAUUAUUGUUAUCAUACGUGCAAUAAAAAUUUCUUUCAUGCCAGAUAUUAACCCUAUUGUAAAUAUUAUAAUGUACAGAUUCAUAAUGUUAAGUUACCUCUGUGGAUCACUUCAAAAUUCAUUUAUUUUUAAACUAUUUUAACAGAAGUUCAUCUUAGUAAAUUAUG
Molecule: messenger RNA, 1951 nt
Organism: Pieris rapae (cabbage white)
Lineage: Eukaryota; Metazoa; Arthropoda; Insecta; Lepidoptera; Pieridae
Product: homeobox protein BarH-like 1b
Exons: 2
Coding region: 68-976 (302 amino acids)
Biological process (GO): regulation of DNA-templated transcription
Molecular function (GO): DNA-binding transcription factor activity, RNA polymerase II-specific; DNA binding
Source: RefSeq, a predicted model, not a curated record